AUAGGAGACGCAUGAGGGUCAUGCGUCUCUCCCAAAUACGGAAUAAAAAAAAAGCUAAGUACAAACACGGAAUCUAAGUUCUAUUCUAGAACAAAAAUAGAAAAAACCCGAAGAAGAUGGCCUUUUUGGUCGUCAGGGAGGAAUGUUUCACCGUUCAAUGCGUGCUGACCGUGGCGCCGGAUUUGGUCAGCCCGCAGAUGGUCAAAUUCGCCACCAGCCUCAGCCGGGAGAGCUUUGUUGACAUUGAAGGGAUCGUCUCCAUGCCGUCUCAGCCCAUUACCGGCGCCUCUCAGCAGGUAUGCUUGCAAAUUUCACGGGAAAAUGUCGAAUGCCAUUUUAAUGUAAUUCAUUUCUCGAUUUAUUGAAACAAGUUGAAUUGAUUUUAUUUUAGUUGAGGUUAGGAUGACAACUCGAUAUGGUGGUGAGUGGAUUGGAUUGGAUUGUCUUUAUUAGGGUUUUUAUAUGUACUGUUUGAUUAGUUGAGUUUUUUCUGCUUACUAUGUUGUAUAAAUUGCAUGCCCGUCCCUGCGCCCUGUGCGACCGCACAGGGCCCCCAAUUUUCAGGGGCCUUUGAGAUAUUUCAGCCCAUAUACAUGUAUUCCUAUUUUUUCAGCCCAACAAAGCUAUUUCUCUUGUAUAGCAACGCCCAGGCCUUUUUCUAGCACCGUGACUAUUUUUUGAAGUCAUAUUUGCGUUCUACAAUGACACAAGAUAGACUGAAUGAUUUGGCCAUAAUCGCACUCGAGAGUGAGAUGCUGGAGAAGAUUGCAUAUGAGAACAUCGUCGAAGAUUUCAUUUCAAAGAACACCAAAAGAAUGAUGUUGUUCAAGUAAAGACUAUGCAAUCGAGGUUCGAAAUGGGCCUCUGAUUUUUUCGGGACGGCCCUGAUAAAUUGUUUAGGUGGAAAUUCAAGUGAGGAAUCUUUAUUGUGUUAACAAGGCAGUUCCUAUACUGCCUAUCAAUAUUGAAGACGCAGCUAGAAGCGAGGCUGAAAUUGAAAAGGCUUUGCUGGCGGGCGAGCAACUUGUUCGUGUAAAUCAAGACACUCGACUGAAUUACAGGGCCCCUUGACUUGCGUACUCCUGCAAAUCAAGGAAUAUUUACAGUCCAGUGUCAGGUUGAAGAGAUAUUUAGAGAAUAUUUGUUAUCUAAUGGUUUUUGUGGGAUCCACACACCUAAACUGAUUGCGGGUUCUAGUGAAGGUGGCGCUGCUGUCUUCAGAUUAGAUUACAAAGGAACACCUGCAUGCCUGGUACAAUCGCCUCAGCUUCAUAAACAGAUGGCCAUCUGUGGCGGUUUUAACCGUGUGUUUGAGAUUGGAGCUGUAUACAGAGCAGAGGAUUCUUUUACUCAUCGACAUCUGUGUGAGUUCAUUGGUCUUGAUGUUGAAAUGAGGAUUAAGAAGCACUAUUAAGAGGUGAUGGACAUCGUCGAUGGCUUAUUUGUGAAAAUGUUCGAUACCUUGAAUGAGAAAUGUGCUAAAGAGCUUGAAGCAAUCAACAAGCAAUACCCAUUUGAAAAGCUGAAGUAUCUACGAAAGACCUUACGACUUACAUUUGAAGAGAGAGUACAUAUGCUGAAGGAGGCUGGCAUAGAAGUUGAUCCUUUUGGAGAUCUCAACACAGAGACAGAGAGGAAGCUUGGUCAGCUUGUCCUUGAGAAUUCGACCAUUCUAUACCAUGCCAUGCCAUGCCAUGAUAAUUCCAAGUACAGCAACUCGUUUGAUGUCUUCAUUAGAGGUGAGGAAAUCAUAUCUGGAGCUCAGCGUAUUCAUGUGCCUGAGUUUUUGACAGAGCGUGCACAAGCAUGCGGGAUUGACGUCUGCACUAUAUCAACAUACAUUGAUGCCUUCAGGUACGGGGUACUCAUGGUGGAUUUGGAGUAGGGUUGGAGCGUGUGGUGAUGCUUUUCUGUGCACUCAACAACAUCCGGAAAACAUCACUUUUCCCCUGUGAUCCACAGAGAAUCACGCCUUGAUUGCCUCGUUUCCAUGUUGGGUUGGAGAAUUAUCAUGCCAUUCUUCCGGUAGUUUGAACGAUAAAGAUGAAAAAUUGAGUAGCUGAUUGAUCUUUGUUAUUUGGUGGUAGAAACAAUUACACUCAGUUGGUUCUCUCAUUUUUGUAUCUCCAAAUGUGAUACAUGACACAAGCGAUGUUAAUAGUUGUGUUUUAUUUAGAAUGGAAGAUGUUUCAUCUGAAAAAAAGGUUCGA
Salvia splendens (bonfire salvia) is the source of this 2210-nucleotide messenger RNA. RefSeq names its product aspartate--tRNA ligase 2, cytoplasmic. The record is from RefSeq and is a predicted model, not a curated record. The transcript is spliced from 10 exons. Bases 1421 to 1885 code for a protein of 154 amino acids. Gene Ontology annotation, molecular function: ATP binding; RNA binding; aspartate-tRNA ligase activity. Gene Ontology annotation, cellular component: cytoplasm; aminoacyl-tRNA synthetase multienzyme complex; cytosol. Lineage: Eukaryota; Viridiplantae; Streptophyta; Magnoliopsida; Lamiales; Lamiaceae. Gene Ontology annotation, biological process: aspartyl-tRNA aminoacylation.